GUGCGAAUUUUCCUUGAAGCAGAAAUUGUACUAGAUGGGAUUUUUCCAUGUCGCGAGAUUUUCCGAGGUGUUCCCGAGAUUCGGGGGAAAAUUGUGUAUGCGUCAAAAGUGGCUGAAAGAGCAGGAGAAGAAAGAAAGGAAAAAUAGGGGGAAACAAAGAGGGCUCCCAACAGUACAAGAAUAAAGCAAUAAUUGAGUUCUGAGGAAUCCAGUGAGAAGUCCAGGAAGAGAGAGCUCAUCUUGGUGGCCAAGUGAGCGGAAUGGGGAGGAUGCUGAAGUGAAUUUUGUGCGUUUUGUGGGCCAAUGUUCAUAAUGAAAAUCCUGGGAAGAUGCUCCCAAUUUUCAUCACUUUUCUGCUGUUUGGUGUCUUUGACGAAGCAUAUCCCCAGUCGCUGACGACGCAUUCCCUGAGGAAAACACCAGCUGCUGCGGCAAAAGGGAAUGAUCUGUGGUGCUAUUCGUGCGAGACGAUGGAAGAUGGGGAAUUAUGCACAGAUUUAUCUGGGAAUCAUUCCAACCUGAUACGGAAGUGCAAGGCGGAGGAGUACUCGUGCAUGGUGAAGAGAUUCUCCUACACCAUCACCACGGAGAAUUCCACGACGCCGCCGCGGAUGUGGUCACUGCAGAGACAGUGCGCCAGUAAUUGCGAAAGGGGCUGCAUUGUGAUCGGCGAACGUACCAAACUCUAUGCCUGCACCUCCUGCUGCGAGACUUCCCUGUGCAACACGGACGAGGGUAGUGCUCCGCCUGGCUUCCAUGUCAUAACCCAGGCCAUCCUUACGGUCAUAGCACUUGUCCUCGUGGUCACAUUCAAUGGCUCCAGGGGCGUCUGAGUCAAAUGCCCAAAAUGACUCUCUCUCUUGGAAUUAGAAGGAGCACCUUCGGAUGGGGUUUUGCUCCCAGCAAUUUUUUCCGCAUGAUUUGUGCUGUAGAGAAUUUCGAAAUUGGAUAUCAGUCUCACUGUGGAAACCAACCAAUUAGACCAUAGGAUAUGAAAUAAUAAAAAUUUUAAAUAAUA
Phlebotomus papatasi is the source of this 1018-nucleotide messenger RNA. RefSeq lists its product as uncharacterized. The coding region runs from base 330 to 833 and encodes 167 amino acids. NCBI's taxonomy places the organism in Eukaryota, Metazoa, Arthropoda, Insecta, Diptera, Psychodidae. The transcript has 2 exons. The record is from RefSeq and is a predicted model, not a curated record.